AGAGGAUGAGGGAGUCAGAACCCCUUGCUGUUGAAUCUCGUCAACCUAAUGUCACCAUACCAAUCCAAUAUUUCAGAUUUCCGAUAUCUCCCCAAUCAAUCAAUCAAUCCGAGAUUAAUGAUAUUACUCACGGCGGUCCUCUUGCAGUUCAGGCUCCCGUUGAGGGUGAUACGAAGAUGAGUGAAAGAGAUCAGGAUACACAUGCACAUGGAAAUCUUAACAGAGAAUCUCAGGGUAGUGCUGCAAAUACGCUAGGAAUGCGGAAGAAGCAGAAAGCCUUGCUCUCCUGGAAGCUGCAAUUUGGACUCAGAGAAAGGAAAGGAAAGGAAAAUGCAUGUUUCAUCAGUGAUGCUAAAGUAGUUAUAGAUUGUUUGAAAUCCAAUAAUAACCAGCUGUGCUGGUAUAAUAUGUCAAUCUUGAAUGACUGUAAGUCAGUUUUAGAAUCUUUUAAGUUUAGUAAAUUUGAAUUCUUGAAUAGAAGUUUUACUUAUUUGGCUGAUAUCGCACCCAAACAUGGUAGGAGAAAUAGAGUCAAUGGUGAAUGGUUUGGGUCUAUCCCUUACUUUCUCACUGAACAUCUGUAAUUCCUUGGUUUUUAAUUGUAGUAUUUUUCUUAGCCAAAAAAAAAAAAAAGAAUUAUUAUUAUUAUUUUAUUCCUCUUUCA
Papaver somniferum (opium poppy) is the source of this 664-nucleotide messenger RNA. RefSeq lists its product as uncharacterized. The transcript is spliced from 2 exons. Bases 6 to 584 code for a protein of 192 amino acids. The record is from RefSeq and is a predicted model, not a curated record. NCBI's taxonomy places the organism in Eukaryota, Viridiplantae, Streptophyta, Magnoliopsida, Ranunculales, Papaveraceae.